CACACUCACUCACUCACUCUGCCGCCACCACACUGUCGGCAACGCCCCCAGAGCCCUCUCUGUCGCUCCAACUGCCACCCACUGCACAAUGCAGCUCCACCGUGCCUCCGCCGCCUCCAAACUGACCCUCGCCUGCUUCAGCCUCGCCUUCAAACUCGUGCUUUUGUACGCCGCCCAGGGACAACCUCAGCACCGUGGCCCAGACCUGCAUUGGUACCCCGGAACCGCCACCUGGUACGGCGACCCCGAAGGAGACGGCAGCACCGGUGGGGCAUGUGGGUAUGGUACGUUGGUGGAUGUGAAGCCGUUCAGGGCGCGGGUGGGAGCGGUGGGACCCUUGUUGUUCAUGAAAGGGGAAGGGUGUGGUGCGUGCUACAAAGUGAAGUGUUUGGACAAGAGCAUAUGUUCGAGAAGAGCAGUGACAGUCAUUAUCACGGACGAGUGUCCCGGUUGCCCCUCUGACCAAACACACUUCGAUCUCAGUGGUGCCGCGUUUGGCCGCAUGGCCAUAGCUGGAGAAAACGGUCCACUCAGAGACCGUGGCCAAAUCCCUGUCAUUUACCGAAGAACUCCGUGUAAAUAUCCAGGAAGAAAAAUUGCCUUUCAUGUUAACGAAGGCUCCACACCGUUUUGGCUAUCGCUUUUGGUUGAGUUUGAGGACGCAGAGGGAGAUAUCGGCUCCAUGCAUAUACGAGAAGCAGGGUCUACGGAGUGGCUGCAGAUGAAUCACCUAUGGGGUGCAAAUUGGUGCAUUAUUGGGGGACCUUUAAGGGGACCAUUCUCUGUGAAGUUGAGUUCUUCCUCUGGGAGGAGCCUCUCUGCAAGAGAUGUUAUUCCGAGCAAUUGGGUUCCAAAGGCAACUUACACCUCUCGCCUAAACUUCUACCCCUAGUCACAAGCCAAGGCUUCUUCAUCUCAAACUCAAAGUGGGUAAUUAUUAAUAAGUACAUUUCAACUAGUUAAAGGCUGGUCAUGUCCCAUAACGCAAAAAUAGUCUUCAUGGGCUUCCAACUUUCUUUCCAUUGUUUGCUAUAUAUUAUAUACUACAUUAGUUCCUUUACUUUUUAUUACCCCCUUCCCUUUUUUUUUUUGAUAAGAAAAGUAGCCAUUUGGAGUGCACAAGGGCAUCCAAUGGUCCUUCUCCUUUCUUAUUUUUUACAUAUUGAAUUUGUAUACCUACUUUUCUGGUGUGUUGUAACUGUUGGAAGUAAAUGUAAUGUAGCCCUCUCCAAAUUGGAGAGAGAGCGUGUAGUGUAGUAUCCUUAAAUUCCAUGUGGAGUUGAAUGUGUGUAAGUGUAAUGGUCCCCUUAGGGUUUUAAUGGAUAUUUCAUUUCAUGUUUG
Messenger RNA from Cajanus cajan (pigeon pea), 1341 nucleotides. It is a transcript of the gene EXPB1, whose product is annotated as expansin B1. NCBI's taxonomy places the organism in Eukaryota, Viridiplantae, Streptophyta, Magnoliopsida, Fabales, Fabaceae. Gene Ontology annotation, cellular component: extracellular region; plasmodesma. Gene Ontology annotation, biological process: sexual reproduction. The record is from RefSeq and is a predicted model, not a curated record.